Loxodonta africana (African savanna elephant) is the source of this 889-nucleotide messenger RNA. Its product is annotated as olfactory receptor 4C15-like. Gene Ontology annotation, molecular function: G protein-coupled receptor activity; olfactory receptor activity. Bases 124 to 858 code for a protein of 244 amino acids. NCBI's taxonomy places the organism in Eukaryota, Metazoa, Chordata, Mammalia, Proboscidea, Elephantidae. The record is from RefSeq and is a predicted model, not a curated record. Gene Ontology annotation, cellular component: plasma membrane. The transcript has a single exon. Gene Ontology annotation, biological process: G protein-coupled receptor signaling pathway.
GCUUCCACCUUUUCCUCCAAAAUAUGCAAAACGAAAGCUUUGAAACUGAAUUCGUCCUCUUGGGUCUUUCAUGGAACCCAAGUGUUCAAAAAAUAGAAUUUGUUGUAUUUUUUGUUUUGCUGCAUGGCAACUGUUGGGGGCAAUUUGCUAGUUGUGGUGACCAUUGUCAGCAGCCCGAAACUCCUGGGAUCCCCCAUGUACUUCUUUCUGGCCUUCCUGUCCUUCCUGGAUGCCUGCUAUUCCUCUGCAUUUGCACCAAAGAUGAUUGCGGACUCCCUCUAUGAGAAGAAAACCAUCUCCUUCAAGGGCUGUAUGACCCAGCUCUUUGCUGAGCACUUCUUUCCUGGAGUGGAGGUGAUUAUCCUCACCGCCAUGGCCUAUGACCGCUAUGUGACCAUUUGCAAGCCAUCGCACUACUCCUCUAUCAUGAACUGGAGGCUCUGUGGUAUCCUGAUGGGGGUAGCCUGGACAGGGGGCUUUCUGCAUUCUGUGAUACAAAUUCUCUUUACUUUCCAGCUGCCCUUCUGUGGCCCCAAUGUUAUCGAUCUCUUUCUAUGUGAUUUGUACCCAUUAUUGAAGCUUGCCUGCACUGACACUCACAUCUUUGGCCUUUCUGUGGUUGCCAAUGGUGGGUUUAUCUGCACCAUAAUCUUCUCCUUGUUGCUCAUCUCCUAUGGUGUCAUCUUGCUCUCGCUAAGAACUCAUAGCUCUGAAGGACGGCUGAAAGCUCUCUCCACCUGUGGAUCUCACAUUGCUGUCGUGGUUUUAUUCUUUGUCCCAUGCAUAAUUGUGUAUGCCCGACCUCCAUCUGCUUUCUCCUUCGACAAGAUGGUGGCCAUAGUUUGCACACAUUCAUAACUCCCUUGCUCAAUCCUUUGAUUUAUACUUU